Archocentrus centrarchus (flier cichlid) is the source of this 9185-nucleotide messenger RNA. It is a transcript of the gene eys, whose product is annotated as eyes shut homolog. The transcript has 50 exons. Gene Ontology annotation, molecular function: calcium ion binding. Bases 1 to 9078 code for a protein of 3025 amino acids. NCBI's taxonomy places the organism in Eukaryota, Metazoa, Chordata, Actinopteri, Cichliformes, Cichlidae. The record is from RefSeq and is a predicted model, not a curated record.
AUGAGAUCGUCAUUAUUUCACUCAAGUGUAAUUUUUCUGGCCAUCCACAUGAUCCACUGCCAGAUACUUUGCAACAGACAAGCAUCAACUGAAUGGCACGUUAAAAAACACACAAUCCAAAUGAAUUGGACUCUAAUAGGAAACAUCUGCAGGAGUGUCUCUGAGUGUUGGGAUUCCCAGGGGGGAGACGAGUCAAGUGAGAAGCUUUUCAACUUCCCACAGAUAUGCCCACUUCAGCUACAACAUGGAGAUAAACUGCUGAUGUCUGCUGAUGAAACACUCAAGUCAUAUGGCAUCAAACUCCUAAAUGUGUCAAAAGACAACUUUGAAAGCUGUUCUGCGACUGGACAGAGAGAUCAGUUUCUCUUCCCUCACAACAUAAAUGAAAGUGAGGAAGUUGAGGACAAGUGGCUCGUGCCGGGUCAUCGUUACUUUAUUGCACUGCAUGAAGGAGACACGCAGCUGUGCAAGCUAGGGUUAAGGCUCAACGUCUCAGUCAAAACCCAACUUUGCCGGAGUUCUCCGCUGCUUCGGUUUUGUUCGGGGAACGGUGUCUGUCAAACAGGAGUCUGGGAAACUGCAUUCCACUGUCGAUGCCACCAUCAGUAUUCCGGGAGGUUUUGUGAAAGGUUUGAUGCUUGUUUGGAUAACCCUUGUGAAAACAAAGGAGUCUGUUUGAGCAAUGGAUCGACAGAUCCAAACUACAGAACAUAUAAAUGUCUGUGUCCCCCGCAUUUUACAGGGGUUAACUGCUCUGAAAUCAUUGGGAAAGCAAACUGUGACAGCAUCUGUGAAAAUGGGGCAUGCCUUCAAAUCUCACCUGCAUCCUUCAAAUGCAUCUGCGACACUGGUUUCUCUGGCCCACCAUGCGUGAAGAGGAAAGCCCCCUGUGACCCAAAUCCAUGUAGAAAUGGCGGUGCAUGUAAAGAGAGCCGCAAAGGAUUUGCCCCUGAAUGUGUCUGUGCAGAUGGUAGUGUGGCCACAGCAUGCAGGAGGCAGAGCAGCCUGUGCAGUCCAUCACCAUGUUUGAACAAUUCCACCUGUGUGUCCAGGGGAAAUGAUUACAUCUGCAGAUGUCUGAGUGGGUUUACUGGGAAGAAUUGUGAAGAAAUAAUUGACUACUGCAGGCUGCUCAAUAUCACCUGCCUAAAUGAGGGAUUGUGCUUGAGUGUAAUUGGCGGAUAUCAGUGUGUUUGUGCCCCAGGUUGGGUUGGAGAAUAUUGUCAAUAUGUAGGUGAUGCCUGUCAGAUAAAACCAAACAGCUGUUUGAAUGGAGCAACAUGCAUUGCAACAAAUCAGCCAACAUCUCCCCCUCAGUACACCUGCAAAUGUCCCCUUGGCUUUACAGGGACAAACUGUGAGUCUGAGAUCAAUGAGUGUGACUCAAGCCCUUGUCAGCACAAUGGCAAGUGCUAUGACUUGCUAGGAGACUACAGUUGCCAAUGCCCUACAGGUUUUCAUGGAAAGAGAUGUGAAGUUGACAUAGAUGCUUGUGCUCUGUCCAACAAUACUUGUCCACCAAAGACUCAGUGUUUGGAUCUCCCUGUUGGGUUUGAAUACACCUGCAGUGUACCGUGUCUUCAACACCUUCAGCCUUGUGCCAACGGAGGACGCUGUGUGUUAAAUAACACCAAUGCCUACCGAUGCAUCUGUACCCGCGGCUGGUCUGGUCAGGACUGCCGCGUAAAUGUCAACGAAUGUAUUGAACAUUGGUGUCAAAAUGGAGGCACUUGUGUGGAUGAGAUUGAUGGUUACAGCUGCCUUUGUCCUAGAGGAUACACAGGCAUCUACUGUGAAGAGGACAUUGAUUACUGUGUUGACCACUGCUGCUCCGAACAUGGUGUUUGCUUAGACCAGCAGUAUAACUUCACCUGCCGUUGCAUGCUUGGAUUCGAAGGACUGCUUUGCGAAGUGGAAACAAAUGAGUGCCACAGCUUCCCCUGUUUAAAUGGCGCCACCUGUGUGGACCUAAUCGGUGAUUAUCGAUGCAACUGUCCCCCAGGAUUUGAGGGAAGGACCUGCUCUGAGAAUGUAAACGAUUGUUGGUCGCAGCCUUGUCUAAAUGGAGGAUCAUGUAUGGAUCUGAUAAAUGACUACAUUUGUCACUGUCCCACUGGGUUCAAGGGGAAGGAUUGCUCUGUGGAUAUUGACCUUUGCACAUUUGGAAUGUGCAGCGAGCAUACAUUAAUAUGCACUGAGACCGAGGAUGGCCAGGAUUUCUCUUGCACGUGUGAAAGAGGGUUUGGAGGGUCAUUUUGCGAAGUCAAUCUUAAUGAGUGUGAGUCAAACCCAUGUCAGAAUGGCGGUAUUUGCGUGGAUGGCAUUGGCAUGUAUCAGUGCUUGUGCUCAGAGGGACUUAAGGGGCUGAACUGUGAAAUCAGCUAUGAUGAAUGUGUCCAUGGACACUGCACCAAUAACUCCACAUGUAUUGACCUGGUUGCAGACUAUGAGUGCCUCUGUCCUUCGGGCUUUGCUGAUAAAAACUGUUCUCUGUCUGACUCUACAUGUACAUCAGACUUCUGCAAAAAUGGAGGGACCUGCUCCUACAACUUGUCUGGGGAAAUGCAGUGUAUUUGCCCACUAGGAUACCUUGGCAAAGAUUGCUCCUCAUCUGUAAGCCAAUGUGUGUCAAAUCCUUGUGACCCCGAGGGGACUAUUCUGUGUGAAAAGCUGGAAAAUACUUAUAGAUGUGUGUGUCAACAUGGGUACACUGGGCGGCACUGCAAAACACCUAUAAACCACUGUGUUGAUGGCCUGUGUCAACAUGGUUCACCGUGUGUCGAUCUAUCAGGAGGGUUCAAGUGUGAUUGUUUACCAGGAUUAAAAGGCCAGUUUUGUGAGAUAAACAUUGAUGACUGUGAAAAAGAGCCGUGUGGAGUCCUGAGUAUUUGUAAAGACACUCUGAAUGGCUACAAUUGCUUCUGUGCACCUGGAUUUAUUGGAAAUAACUGUGAGAUUGAAGUGAAUGAAUGUCUCAGCCAGCCUUGUCGAAAUGGAGGCUCCUGCAUAGAUGAGCUCAACUCAUUCACCUGUCAGUGUCCUCCUGGGAUCACAGGCAUCUACUGUGAAGUCAACAUAGACGAGUGCAUAUCCUCUCCCUGCCUGCACAAUGCCACUUGUGUUGACCUAGUUCAAGGCUAUGGAUGUCUCUGCGUGUCUGGCUUUACAGGCAAAAGAUGUGAACUUGACAUUGAUGAGUGUGCUUCAUCUCCCUGCAAGAAUGGAGCCACUUGCAUUGACCAGCCUGGUAAUUACUUUUGCCAGUGUGUGGCUCCAUUUAAAGGUCAUAAUUGUGAGUUCUUACCCUGCGAGGCCAGUAAUCCCUGCGAGAAUGGAGCAGUGUGUGUGGAAGAGUUGGAUCAGGACCAUUUCCCUUUAGGUUUCCGCUGUCACUGUCGCCGUGGCUUCACUGGUCCCCGCUGUGAAAUCAAUGUGGAUGAGUGCAGCUCCAGCCCCUGUCUUCAUGGCUUCUGCUAUGAUGUUGUAGAUGGCUUUUACUGCCUUUGCAGUCCCGGUUAUGCUGGGCUCAGAUGUGAGCAAGACGUUGAUGACUGCGUGAACAGUUUGUGCAGCACCAACUCAGUAUGUAAGGACCUCCAUCUGAGUUAUGAGUGUGUGUGUCAGUCUGGCUGGGAGGGGGAGUACUGCCAACAAGAAAUUGAUGAAUGUUUAUCACAACCCUGCAAAAACAACGCCACCUGCACAGACCUUCUCAACAGCUACAAGUGUUUGUGCUCACCAGGCUGGACAGGUGUGGACUGUACGGAGGAUGUGAAUGAGUGUGAUUCUGGACCUUGUCUAAAUGGAGCUCAGUGUCAGGAGUCAGACAUACCUGGGGAGUUCUCCUGCACCUGUCCCCCCUUCUUCAGUGGCCCCUUGUGCAACCAGCCUUAUGACCCGUGUGACCCCCUCCACAAUCCCUGCCUACACAGCUCCACCUGCCUGACACGCUCCAAUGGAACAGCUUCCUGCAGAUGCCCAGCUGGAUUUGAAGGAAGUUGGUGUGAAAUUGACACCGAUGAGUGCAGUUCAAACCCAUGCCAAAACCAGGGUGACUGUGUGGACCGGGUCAACAGUUACAGCUGUGUUUGUAAGAUGGGAUUUUCUGGCCUUCACUGUGAGGAAGACAUCAAUGAGUGUGCCUCUAGCCCUUGCAUCAAUGCUGGCAUAUGCCAAGACCUUGUGAACAAGUUCCGCUGCAUUUGCCCCCCUGGUUAUUUUGGAACGUUGUGUGACCUGGAUGUGAAUGAGUGUGAAGUUUCACCUUGCCUACACGAGGGCAUCUGUAUCAACACGCCCGGGGGUUUCAAGUGUGUCUGUCGUCCUGGAUACUCAGGGCCACAUUGUGAAGUUGAUGUCGACGAGUGCGCCUCAAACCCGUGCCAAAAUAGUGGAAAAUGUAUUGAUGCACCUAAUAAACACUAUUGCUUGUGUGCGGUUGGCUUCACUGGGCUCCACUGUGAGACCAACAUUGACGAAUGCAUGUCAACACCUUGCCUUCAUGGGAGCUGUGUCGAUGGAAUAUAUUCAUACACCUGUCUCUGUGAAUCUGGAUGGACCGGCAGCAGAUGUGAAACAAACAUCGAUGAUUGUGCCAGCGGUCCCUGUCUGAAUGGAGGCUCAUGUGUCGAUCUCAUUGAUAAAUACGUAUGCUUCUGCCAGGUCGGCUACACGGGGAAAACUUGUGAAAAUGAUGUAGAUGUCUGCAAAGACGCCACUUUUAAUGUCUCGCUUUGUUUCAAUGGAGCCACCUGCAAUGAUGGUGAAGGAUCAAACUUUACGUGCAGCUGUCCGCCAGGUUUCACGGGGGAUUUCUGUGAAGUGGAUGUUAACGAAUGUUGCUCAGCUCCCUGCCACAAUGGUGCAGUUUGCCAAGAUCUUAUUAAUAGCUACAUCUGCCACUGCAGGUCAGGUUGGACAGGCCUUCACUGUGAGGAUGACAUUAAUGAGUGCCUUCCACAGCCCUGCAACCAGGGGAUAUGCAUUCAGAAUGAUCCAGGCUAUGGCUACACCUGUUUCUGUCGUCCUGGAUUUGUGGGGAGUAACUGUGAGCACAACUAUGAUGAUUGCCUGCUGAAUCCGUGUCCAGAAGCAUUUUCCUGUGUAGAUGGCAUCAACAAGGUCAGCUGCCUGCCUCCCGUUAUGGAACCUGUUCCCUUGGCGACUGCAGUCAAGAACAUCACUCGCAGCUCCACACCCAGAGUGCCAUUGCCAACACUCUUCCCAACACCAACAGCUGAGGGGUCCACAGAUUCAAGCUACCUUCAUUAUUUUGGGAAUUCAUACCUGGAGUUUCCAGGUAUUGACCUCGGCAUACUCAACAACAUAACUGUGAAAUUUCAAACCAUGCUCGCCCAUGGAACUAUACUGUAUGUGGACCAAGGACCUGUAAAUGGGGAUUUCUUUUUCAUGAAACUCUUUAUCCUGGAUGGAAUCUUGCAGUAUGCCUUUUGCUGUAAUGAAGAGGAAGAGGUUAAACAGAUGACUACAUUAAUUCGUGUUGAUGAUGGCACAGUUCACAUUGUAAAUAUCAGACAAUGCCUGACGCCUUGUGAAGCAGAGCUCACUCUUUCUGGCCAUGAGAAAAUUAAAAGUACUGCAAGCAAUUACUGGUUGGGACACAUGAUCCAAAGAACAAACCAUGUCUUCACAGGGGGGUUGCCUCAACACUUUAUUACCAAUCAGAAAGCAGAACCAUUCCACAACUACACUGGUUGUCUUGAAGUUAUUGAAAUUAAUAAACUGAGGAGCUUCUACACAUCAGAUGCUAUUGCUGGCAGCAACAUAGGCCGAUGCAGAUUCCCUAUGUAUGCCACAGAAGCCUCCACAAGAAGUUCCUCAAGUCUGAAAACUCAGUCACCUACCUUUGACACAGUGAAUACAACAAUAGCAACAGUUCCCACAAAGGCACCGAAACAUUCAAUGAACAGACCUCAAGUUUGCCACAGUGGUUUUUGCCGCAACGGUGGAACAUGCCUUCAGUUGCAGCUGCCUGGUGGAACUCAGCUUUCCUGUCAUUGUCCACUUCAUUUCACUGGAAUGUUUUGUGAGAAAGAUGCCACAGUAUAUAUCCCCUCAUUUGAUGGAACUUCUUACUUGGAGUUACGGCCACUUGCAUUGCUUCUUCAGCGUUCCGGUGACAGCAAUAAUCGACCUGCUGCAGUCAAGGACACUCCUGUUUUUCUCUAUUUAACAGUGAAAACCAGAUCUACACAAGGAACUAUCCUCUACAUUCAGGAGCAGAACUUUGGGGAUCAGUUCCUUCAUGUGUUCCUCCAAGAUGGAAGCCCUGUUGCUAAACUCGGUUGUGGUGGCAGCCAUGCUUUGCAUGUAGCUUUAAGUCAGAACAUCAAUGGCAACAGGUGGACAUCGGUCACUGUCAGAUACAAUCUGCCUGUUGGCAAACAAGGAGGGUUGUGCAUGAUUGAAAUAGCUGCAGAUAAUGGCACAGCAGAGCAUCUGGAGGAGUACAUUUCACACCCUAUGUCACAGGGGACCUUUGGACCCAUAUUUCUUGGCGAUGUUUCAUCCCAGUGGGACAUGCAUGAUGAGAGUGCAAAAGGAGAGAAGAGAUUCAUUGGCUGUAUCGGAGAACUUCAGGUCAACUCAAAGGAGAUUUACCUGAUGGGUGAGGCAGUUAGAGGGAGAAAUAUCAAGAACUGUGACCCUCCUGUCUGCCAGCACUUUCCUUGUCGUAACGGAGGAACUUGUAUCAGUGACGCUGAGGACUGGUUCUGCGAGUGCCCCCCAUUAUACACCGGCCGGCUGUGCCAGCUCGCCUCAUGUGAGCGCAACCCCUGCAGUCACGGAGCCACAUGCAUCCCGAAGUCGCCAUUAGAGGCCGUUUGUCUGUGUCCCUAUGGAAGGCAGGGUCUGCUGUGUGACCAAACUGUCAAUAUCACUCGUCCCAGGUUCAGUGGAAGCGAUGAGUUUGGUUACACCUCCUUUGUGGCUUACUCCUCCAUCCCGAGCCUCACUUUCUUCUAUGAAUUCAAGUUGAAGUUUACACUUGCAAACACUUCCUCUGCUGUCAAAGACAACCUCAUGCUAUUUGCUGGACAUAAAGGACAAGGCAAUGACGGGGAUGACUUCCUUGUUUUGGGAUUAAAAAGUGGAAGAGUUGUACACAGAUUCAACCUUGGAUCAGGGAUAGCAACCAUAGUUAGUGAUCGACUCAACCAUCAGCUCAGCAUCCACACUGUCACGUUUGGAAGGUGGAAGAAAAUGGGAUGGCUGAAGGUUGAUGGGCAGCGUAACAGGACAGGACUGUCUCCAGGACCUCUGGUGGGCCUCAGUGUUUUCAACCAGCUCUUUGUAGGUGGAUAUAAUGAGUACACCCCUGAACUACUGCCACUUGGCUCCAGGUUCCGUCAUGGCUUUCAGGGGUGCAUUUUUGAUGUGCAGUUUCGCACAAGAAGAGACAGAAAGUUCCAAGCACUGGGACAGCCCGCAACCUUUGGGCGCAGUGUCGGUCAGUGUGGAGUCAGCCCUUGUGUUCAUGUUAAGUGCAAGAACAAUGGGACAUGUGUGGAUUCUGGCGCGUCUGUGUAUUGCCAGUGCCCAUUUGGAUGGAAGGGAGCGCUCUGUUCUGAGACCGUGUCUGUGUGUGAUGCAGAGCACAGCCCCCCUCCUUUAUGCGCCCACGGCUCCACCUGCAUCCCUCUGCCGAAUGGAUAUACCUGCCAGUGCCCCCUGGGAGCAGCGGGACUCUACUGUGAGAAAGCUGUGACCAUCACUGAUCCAUUCUUCAGUGCUAACCUCUCCUCGUGGAUGUCAUUCCCACCUGCGAGUAUACGACACAGGACCGAUUUGCAAGUGCAGUUCCAGCCUUUAUCACCUGAUGGCAUCCUCGUCUACACCGCACAGCAUCUCAGUGCCAGAGCCGGAGACUUCUUCUGCCUCUCAUUGGCAUCCAGGUUUGUCCAGCUGCGAUACAAUCUUGGGGACGGCACCCACAUCCUGCAAUCUUCUGAACAAGUGGACUUAAGCAGCAGGACCUGGCACACAGUGAAGGCUGGCCGAACUGGCAACCAAGGCUUCCUCAGUCUGGAUAACAAGGUGGUUAGAGAAAAUAUGACCGACGGCAUGACCACACUUGAUGUUGCUACUGACAUCUUUGUCGGAGGCGUGUCCACUCUGAGCUUCGUCUCUACGGAUGCUACUGAAGGGGCUCCAGUGAGCUUCACUGGUGGCCUGCGAGAACUUAAACUCAAUGACCGAGAGUUUGAGUUAACAGAGAGGGGAGCUUUAAGUGGAGCCAACAUAGGGGACUGGGAUGGGACAGCCUGUGGGUACAAGGUGUGCCAAAAUGGAGGUCACUGCAGGGCAACAAGUAGUGACUCAUUCACUUGUAUAUGCCCACCAUUAUGGACUGGCUCUGUGUGUAACCAGUCUGUAAGCUGUGUAAACAACCUCUGCCAACAUGGUUCCUUAUGCGCUGCAUCUAGUGUCACCUCGUACCACUGCAUUUGCCCCUUAGGAUGGGGAGGGAGGUACUGUGACACCGAAAUAUCCACAGGCACUCUGAAGUUUGUUGGAAACUCUUUUGUUAAAUACUGGGACUCUAAAUACAACACUAGAAAUUUAAAAUACACACAGGUUUCUUUCAGCUUUCUCACAGUCUCCAGUGACAGUCUGAUCAUGUGGAUGGGAAAGGCUGAACAUGAAGAUGAUGACUAUCUUGCAGUUGGACUCGAGGGGGAGCAUCUUAAAAUAGCAGUCAAUCUUGGAGAAAGACUUUCCCUCCCAUUGAUUUUCAGAAAUCUCACUCUCUGCUGUAACAAAUGGCAUGAUGUCUCCAUAUCUCUAAACGGCACAGUUAUUCAGGUUUUACUAAACAGCCAGGAGAUCCUUUUUGAAAAUGUAGAUCCAUUUGAGCGAUACAUAGCCUUAAACUAUGGGGGGCAGUUUUACUUCGGAGGGUUUGAAUUGUACAGAAACAUAUCAAUUGUGACCUUGGGGUUGUUUUCAAAUGGCUUUGCAGGAAAUCUCAGAAAUGUUUUUUUGUUUGGAGAUACAAAGCAAGGGCUGUUUCUUAAAAAAAGUGAAGGUUUUAAUAUCUAUGAUGGCAAUAAAUAAUAGUAAAACUGCAAGUUCUGGCCUUACAACAGCAGAAAAUUUACCUUUUGACAAAGUUUUGACAUUGGUUGUGUUUUAGCAUGUCCUACUACAAACUAGCCUCUAAG